This is a messenger RNA of Acanthoscelides obtectus, 360 nucleotides long. The record is from the annotation of a GenBank genome assembly. Lineage: Eukaryota; Metazoa; Arthropoda; Insecta; Coleoptera; Chrysomelidae.
AUGGAGGAUGGAAUUUACCUUCGAAAAAUCAACCCCGAAAGAAGAAUCAUCCUCCACCGAGACAAUGGAAGCUCGCACACAGCCCAAAAAACAAGGCAGUAUUUAACGGAAGAAAACGUGGAAUUAUUGGACCAUCCUCCAUAUGGUCCCGAUAUAAGUCCUAGCGAUUUCAUUACUUUCCCGAAAAUUAAAAACAGACUGCGUGGCCAAAGGUUCCAGUCACCAGAAGAAGCAGUUGACGCAUUCAAAGAUGCCGUUUUGGAUCUGCCAGCAAACGAGAAGAAUAAAUGCUUCCAAAAUUGGUUCGAGCGCAUGCAGAUGUGUAUUAAUCUUCGUGGAGAAUACUUCGAAAAACAAUAA